AUGUUGACCCAAUCCAUGUUUGCCUCUCGGGCUGUCUUAAAGUCUGGCUGCUUAAGAGCAACUCAACUGUCGCGUGCUCGCAGGUACCAUGACUUUGCUCAGAGCAAGUUCUUCAAGGUUUCAGAGGAAGUGCGGGAUGCCGUUGCUACUGGGAGACCAGUUGUGUCACUGGAAACAACAAUCUAUACUCACGGAUUCCCAUAUCCCGAUAAUGUUGCACUGGCUACAAUGCUGGAGUCUGUUGUUAGAGCUAAUGGUGGUGUACCUGCAACUGUGGGCAUCGUCAAUGGUGUGGCUAAGGUUGGUCUAAGUGGGGAUGAGCUCAUUGAACUUGCCUCCACAGUGGAAAAGAAGAGUGCUUUGAAAGUGUCUCGUAGAGAUCUGGGCUACAUAUGUGGCAUGGGCCUGGCUGGCAAACCAAUGCAUGGCGGUACAACCAUCUCUGGCACCAUGAUCCUCUCGGAGCUCGCUGGUAUCAAAAUCUUUGGCACUGGAGGGCUAGGUGGUGUGCAUCGCGGAGCAGAGAACUCAAUGGACAUCUCUGCUGAUCUCACUGAGCUGGGUCGUACCCCUGUGACGGUCAUCAGCUCUGGCUGUAAGAGCUUCUUGGAUAUACCUCGAACGCUUGAGUAUCUUGAGACUGAAGGCGUUUGCGUUGGUACAUUUGCUGAUGGCCGCGAGGGCUCGGUUGAUUUCCCGGCUUUCUACACUCGAGACAGUGGAUUCCGGAGCCCUCGAACCAUUCAAAAUGAAGCCGAGGCGGCCGCGAUUGUUUAUGCACAGUCAAAGCUUCCGGUAAAGUCUGGGAUUCACUUUGCCAACCCAGUCCCCUUGGAGUCCUCCGUCCCGAAGGCCGAGAUGGACGUUGCGAUCGAAGAAGCCAUCCGUCUAUCCCACGUAGAAGGCUUCCACGGCAGUGACAACACGCCAUUUGUGCUUGCCAAGAUCAAAGAACUGAGUGGCGGAAAGAGCGUAGUCGCUAACAGGGCUCUAAUCGAGUCGAACGUCAAGCGUGCAACCCGAGUAGCCGUGGAACUUGCCAAGCUUGAAAAGGCUGACCUAGGAGCAGGGUCUCGCCACAUGCCAGCAAUUCCAAGUGUAGCUUCGCUCAGCCAAGCCACUUCGCAAGUUCAAGAUACACCUGAACCGAUCUCAGCUUCACCUGUUGCACCAACCGAGGAAGCAGACAUCUUGGUUGCCGGUUCCCUCGCCAUUGACCUGUCCUGUGACUAUACUCCGUUCGGAGACGAGCGCACGCAGGUAGCACCUGUACCGCACACCUCGAACCCAGCAGUCAUUGGGCAGAGUCUUGGGGGUGUAGGACAUAACGUCGCUGUGGCAGCUAGCUAUGUCGGCAGCGAGGUUCUGUUUUGCAGCGUCGUAGCAGACGAUCUGAGUGGCCGCGCGGCGCUUUCGACUCUCGAAAAAGAAGGCCUUAGCACCGCCGGUAUUCAAGUCCUGCCUGCGACCACUGGCACUCGCACUGCGCAAUACAUCGCUAUUAAUGACAUUAAAAAGGAUUUAUUGGUAGCCAUGGCUGACAUGGGAAUCGUCGAGCUCCCAGAAGCACAGCUUGACUUUGACGGAUUCUGGGAGCCUCUGAUCGAGCGUACAAAGCCUCGCUGGGUGGUCGUUGAUGCCAAUUGGCGACCCGAGGUCCUGGCCAAGUGGAGCAAGAUGGCGCAAAAGCACGGUGCUCGUGUGGCUUUCGAACCAGUCUCAACGGCCAAGUCUCGACGUCUCUUCGGCGGUGAUUCCAACGCCUCGGGGGCGGCCAUCGGCCCAACCCAGACUGUGCCCAACAAUGCUAUCAGCCUUGCCUGUCCAAACCGGCUUGAGCUGACUGCUAUGUACACCGCUGCCCGGGAAGCGCUUCUCUUUGAAUCAACGGGCUGGUGGCACGUCAUAGAUUCAAUGAAUCUGUCUCCAGCUGGUUCACGCCAGCGACUCGUCGCACUCACAUCGCCGGAGCUUGUUGACGAAGGCAUUCCACAGCAAUCUCUCCAGCUUCUUCCCUUUAUUCCCUGCAUUGUCACCAAGCUGGGUGGUGCUGGUGCCCUCGUCACUCAGCUUCUGCCACCUGGUGACCCUCGUCUCACAGACCCUGAGUCUGCGCCAUAUGUCAUUGCCCGUGUGCCACCCAAUACGGACGUUCCAUUCGGUGGUGUUUACAUGCGCCUAUUCUCGCCUGGGGCCAUUCUCGGCGAAAACGACAUUGUUAGCGUUAAUGCGGCAGGUGAUACACUGCUAGGUGUUUUGGUGGCCGGUUUAGCUAAACAGGGCCGGUCGGCACGUGUCGAGGAGAUUGUACCGAUUGCCCAAGAGGCAAGUCGAAAGACCUUGGCUAGCGCCGGGGGUGUUAGCAAGGACCUUGUUGAGCUACGGUCUGCUUUGGAGCUGCAAUAA
Molecule: messenger RNA, 2406 nt
Organism: Penicillium olsonii
Lineage: Eukaryota; Fungi; Ascomycota; Eurotiomycetes; Eurotiales; Aspergillaceae
Source: the annotation of a GenBank genome assembly